UGUCAUUCUCUGACACACCAAAUUGUUACAUAAAAACAUUGAACAGCAAGGAAUUAAGUUUCGGUUUCUAUUUAGGCGAAUUUGUCAGCUUCGAGUGGAGAAAACAAAACUUAAAUUACUUUUUAAGUAUUUCAGACAACACCGUUGCAGUUGCUGUCUGUAAGUAACAGCUAUCUGUAAACAUGUCUACUGUAGACAGAUUAAACGACACUGAGUAUAUUAACUGGCUCAAAUUAGGGGUCUGUCUAAUGGAGAUUAGACCUCUAUUAUCAGCUCUGAUUGAAACUAGACUAGAAGACUUCCACCUAAAACUGAAAGAAAAACGGAAUGAUAAGAGAUGUUCUUCGAGAUGUUCUGUUGCAAAGGAUCAGAAGCUUACACAUCUAUGUGAGAUAUGCAGAGAGUGGUCUACAGUGAUCAAAAGUUACCACAAAAAGCCAAAGAGCUACAUCUAUUGGAAUAACUGUAAGCCUUUCCGCUGGUGUGAUGAUGCCUUGGAGGUUGCCAAGGCAUACAUGCCCAGUCGGCAGGAAGAUAAUAACCAAAUGUCAGAUUUUGAUAUCGCUGCACUUCUGGUUCUGAUGAAGCAGUGUACACAUUUUGAAAAAUUAGUUCCUGAAUCAGUCCUUGACAAGAUUCAGGACAUAAGAAACACACUAAUGCAUUCACCAGACAUGAAGAUUUCCUCCACAGACGCUGAAGGUUUCUUCAAAGAUAUAUUUAUGUUUUUUGAAGCAAUGAAGAGUACAGACCCUCUACUAGAAGAGACAGUGUGUGAAGUGGAAAACAAAACCCAUAAGAUUUGCAGAUCUCCUCUUAAUAUCAGUCUUCGGGAAGAUCUUAAAAACAGAGAGAUCGCUGUCUUUAAGGAAAACAUACUAGCUCUUCACACAGGGGCUGACAAAGACUCUUUUCAGAAAGUCAAUCUCAUCCUGCUGAGACGUCAAGAGUGGUGCAUCCAGAAUGGCAAUCCCCAGGGGUUAGCUGAACUUUUAAACAAAGUUCGUGAUGAGCUAAAAAAGGACUUUACAGAAAUUAAACAGAAAGUGGACUGCAUAGACCAUAAACUUCAGAACAUAGAUGAAAGGGUUGCACAGCUGGAAGAUCCACAAAAUCCAAAAAAGCUGGUCAUGUAUAAGAAUGAUCUUAUUUCACUAGCACAGAAGAAAAGAUGGGAAACACCAUUAUUUUCAGAGGAUAUCAAAAAUUAUGGUUAUGUUGGAAAGGUCAGAGUGAAUGGAGUUGAAUAUAAGGGCGAGACUGUUUAUCCAUCAAAGGUGGACGCUCAUCAAGAAGUGUCAAAAAUAGCUCUUGAAGAAUUGAAAAAUGAAUUAGAAAAACAAGAAAGAUCUGUAAUUCCCCAUCCAAGACCUAUGCUGAAUCUACCCUCAGAUGAUAAAGAUGGAAAGAGAUUCUCCUCAGAAGUGACUUGUGAGCUGAAGGGAACUUUUGUAAAAUCUUCAGGGAGUACAGAGGAAGAAGCUAUCCAAUCAUCUUACAGAAGAAUUGGUUUGGCUCUCGGAUUUUUAAAUCCCAACUCAGAUGUCUCUCAAGCUAAAAAUAUUGUUCAAGAAACUUCUAGAUCAGAUCUGGUGAUUUCAGAAGACUCUACAAAGGAAGGAGAUGUAUAUACCUGCAAACUAAAACUUAAUGGAAAUUGUCAAUUCAAAGGGCAAGGGGAUGAUAAAAAGCAAGCGGAGAAAAAUGCAGCAAAGAAAGCAUUCAUGGCUUUGGUUGCUAUGAAUCAAGUUCAAGAAGAGCAGUUGGAUUUAACUGAAGACUCAAAAUUAGACUAUAAAGGAAAACUUCAGUCUUUCUUCCAAAAAAAAAAGCUUCCUUUGCCGAGCUAUGACACCAAGGAGUCAGGCAGCAGGGCAGCAGGGAUCAGCACAGAGAAUGAAACAAACCUUCCCAAUCAUUCUGCAGAAAACAUAGGGAAAUCCUUUAUUGCUUCUGUCACUGUGAGAAUGAGGGAUGUUAGAAUUAGCACUGAUAACAGCUUCACCAUUGAGGAAGAGGCAAAACAGUCAGCCUUCACGAAACUUGGAUUUGUACUUGGUGCUAACGAAUCAGAGGAAAAUGCUGAGAGGUUCGUCCAAGAGUAUUUCUCCAAAUCAAAAGAAAAUAAAAUUCAAAUUGGGUACGAACAUGUCCAGAACACUCUUGCUUGUGUGUUGACCUUUACAGUCCAGUGCACCUUCACGGGUCAGGAUCAUGCAUCCUCUAGAAAAUCAGCCCACGAAAAUGCUGCUAAAGAAGGGCUUCGAAGACUUGCCCCUGUCAGUGAGUUUCACACCGGUACCAGUUUUGAACCUAUGGUGAACUACAGGAACAGAUUACAAGAACUUUUUCAGAAGGCUAACCAAGAGUUGCCUACAUAUGAAAUUAUUCACAAUAAUGCAGUAGAGGAGUUCAGGUCUACUGUCACCAUAUACAUAAAAGAACUUGAUUUCCCAGAGGAGUAUGACAGUGAACACAAAGCUGUUGAAGAAGCUUGCAAAAAACUGGAUUUAGUCCUGAAUUCAGCAAUGGAUAGAUCACAGCUGUCUGCUUCUAAGGCAAGAAUCUUUGAAUGCUUGGGAAAAGACAGUGUGAAAGAAAAGAUCGUUAAAGUUGCAAACAAAUACAAAUGCCAAUUAAUUCUCAAUACACCUUUAUCUUUUGAAGAUGAAGAGAGUGCAGCUUCAAAAACUUCUGCAGAACAACAGGUGGCUUGGUCAGCUCUGCAAAAGCUGAGACCCCUGCUCCGCUGGAAUGACUCUAAUCCUACCAUACUUAAGAAGAACUACAAGGGAGCACUGCAGGAACUUGUUCAGGAAAAAGGCCAGACCCUCCCCUCUUACAGCACCAGGUGCAUCUAUGGAUCACCCUCAAACAAAACAGACCGUAGAAGUGUUAAUCCUGUCCCAAUAAAAAACAUGCUCCCCAUUUCAUGUUAUAUAACUGAGGAUGAAGAAAGACCAAAAACUGUUGAAGAACUGACUGUUGCUUUGGCAAAACACAAUAUUCAAAAAUACUUUACAUACUCUAUUUGUAAAGGAUAUGCAUCAUCUGUAAUUAUUAGUAAAAAAAACAUCAUGUUAGAAUCUCUGGAAUGGUGUGACACAGAAGAGGAAGCACUCAAUACAUCGUACAAGAUGCUAGGCAGGACGUUGUAUGAUCUUGGCCAAAUCUCAGAUAGAAUUGAAACUAGAGAUGAAAUAAAAAAUCUAUUUGAAAGAAAACAACUACCACGCCCACAAGAAACUUGGAAGAGAAAGGACAAUGAAUUGAUGUGCUGUCUUGAGUUUUCUAUGAACCUCUCAUUUAAAGGUUAUGGUAAAGAAGGAAAAAUGGCCAAAGAAGAUGCAGCAAAGAAUGCAUUUGCCAAGCUGGCACCCAUCUUGAAAUGGGAUACAAAUGAAAAUGACAAGGGUCCAGCUGAGCGUUACGUGGAAAUACUAGAGAGACAUCUGAGGAAUGACUGCCAGUAUGAAGAAUCAUCGUGUGACUUGUAUUCUGGGGAUGUAGUUUUUUCUUUCAGGGACUUUACUGUAUGCACAAAGCAAACACACCCAUCUAAGAGGGCAGCUCAGAAAGAAGUCUGUGAAAGGCUCGCAAGUGUGCUGGGGUUGAAUGUAUCAGACAUAUCUAACAAAAUACCCUUGAAAAACCGCAUCCAGGAAUGGUUCCAGAAGGAUAACUUACCAAUUCCUAAAUAUGAAGAUGAUGCAGUAGCAGGUGGAGGCUUUAAAUGUAAAACUACCUUUACUGCAAAAGUGGUUGUGAGAGAGAAAGAUUGCCUACCAACACCUGACCUUUUGGAAGAAGUACUGCACAAGUCUGCUCUGCAACGCCUCAAGCUCCUAGAAUUGUUUUAAACAUGAAACAGACAUGGCUAAAUGUCAGCAUAACCCUUGUAUAAUCUGUAACAAUUGUAUACGUUUUUAAAGAUUGUGAGAACACAUGAAUGUGUUACAUGAAUAAAGUUAGAAAAUAGGUGUAUUACUUGGGUACUGUGUCAGAUUAUCCCAGCUAAAUUGAGCAGGGAGUGCAAUGACAAAUGGUUCGCCACAUGAGGCUGCCAAAGAACCAUUGUUAAAAGAGCUCAUUGCAAAUACAGGGUAACUGUUUCUAUACAGGUAUCUUUCAAUGCUGUUCUGCGUAAUUUUUAAAUCUGCACAUUAUAGAUGAAACAAUACAUACAUAUAACAUAUAUAAAUAUAUGAGAUAUAUCAGUAUAUCAGAUAAAUUGUCUUAUCUUGAUUGACAGAGGGAAUGGUCUAUUGGUAGAAUAGUCACAAGUACUGUACACUCUUUGGUUGAAUGUGUGUGCUGUGUAAGCAGUUUAUUUGUACUAUAUUAAGGUACUGACUUGAGGUCUUGAUUUAGCCAGAUCUUUAUUUGUGCACAUUAGAACAUGUUUCUUUUUAUUUUGUUGGUGAAUGGAUCCCUUCACUGCUCAAUAAAAGCAGGAACAAACCUGGAAUUUCACUUGCA
Messenger RNA from Lepisosteus oculatus (spotted gar), 4479 nucleotides. RefSeq lists its product as uncharacterized. The record is from RefSeq and is a predicted model, not a curated record. Lineage: Eukaryota; Metazoa; Chordata; Actinopteri; Semionotiformes; Lepisosteidae.